This is a messenger RNA of Vombatus ursinus (common wombat), 2244 nucleotides long. Its product is annotated as zinc finger protein 436-like. Gene Ontology annotation, molecular function: DNA-binding transcription factor activity; RNA polymerase II cis-regulatory region sequence-specific DNA binding. The transcript is spliced from 5 exons. Lineage: Eukaryota; Metazoa; Chordata; Mammalia; Diprotodontia; Vombatidae. Gene Ontology annotation, biological process: regulation of transcription by RNA polymerase II. The record is from RefSeq and is a predicted model, not a curated record. The coding region runs from base 1 to 1659 and encodes 552 amino acids.
AUGGAGCUGGGUGCGGGGAGGACACGGUGCACCCUGGGAUUUGUAGUCCAGACACGAAGCCCAGCUGCUUCCGCUUCCUUCCGCCCGGUCCCCGAGACGCCGGCGAGGCUGCGGUUCGCCAGCGACUGGCUCCCGCAGGCGCUUGGGAUUCCCACCUGGUUAGUGAAGGGCAUUCAAGAGCCAACUGAAGACCGGGAAAUGGUGGUGGCUCUUCAUCCAGUGGAAUCCCAGGGACUGGUGGUCGUUGAGGAUCUCGCUGUGUAUUUCUGCCAAGAGGAAUGUGUUAACCUUCACCCCAUUCAGAAGGAACUCCACUCAGACAUCAAGCAAGACAGUUUCAUGGAUGUGAUACCACUGGGAGGUGAAAACAAAGAGGAGACACUUCAGCAAGAGAAUACAGGGAGUGUAGGACCUCCAGAAAUGUCUGCAACUCUGAUUUCUGAGCUGGGAGAAGUGACUCUAAAUCAACCAAGAAGGCCUGAAGGGAGAAGUCUAGGUUUAUCCCAAGAAAAGAGAUUUAUAAGCCUUUUAGUUACCAUUGAUAAUCCUUCUCCAUUAAGAGAAUUAUCUCAGUGCAUAGAAAACAUAAUACUUUCUGAGAGGGAUAUUUACCUCCCAGAGCUGGGUGUAGCAGCAGCUUAUAGGUGUCAUGAAUGUGGUAAAAAUUUCACUAAGAGCUCACGACUUAUUUCACACCAGAGAAUCCACACAGGAGAAAAGCCUUAUGAAUGUGCUGAUUGUGGGAAGAGUUUUACUCAAAGAUCUACCCUUUCUACUCAUGAGAAAAUUCACCUGGCUGAGAGGCCGCAUCAGUGUGCUCACUGUGGAAAAACUUUUCGCCGAAGUACACAUCUUAUCCGACAUGAGACUAUCCAUACAAGAGAGAAGCCCUAUAAAUGUGACCAAUGUGGGGAAAGCUUCACUUGGAACUUCCAAAUUUUACAUCAUCAGAAGGUGCACACAGAGGGGAAGCCCUAUAAAUGUCUCUUGUGUGAGAGAAGUUUCCGUAGGAACUCAGAUCUUACCACUCAUCAGCGCAUCCAUACGGGAGAGAGGCCCUUCAAGUGUUUAGAAUGUGGAAGAAGCUUCAGUCAGAGAUCAAACCUAAUUACUCAUAAGAGAACCCAUACAGGAGAGAAACCUUAUAAGUGUGUUGACUGUGGGAAAAUUUUCCGCCGUAGUUCACAUCUUACUCGACAUGAAAUUACCCAUAGGGGAGAAAAAAUCCACAAAUGUAAUGAAUGUGGAAAAAUAUUCACUUUAUAUACUGAGUUUGUGCAGCAUCAAAAGAUUCACGAGGAAGAGAAGCUGUAUUGUUGUAUUGAGUGUGAGAAAAGCUUCAGUUGGAAAUCAGACUUUAUUACUCACCAGAGACUCCACUCAAGAGAAAGAGUUAAUAAGUAUCCCACGUGUGAAAAAAGUUUCAGACUGAAUUCUCAUCUUGUUAUUCAUGAGAGAACCUACACAGGAAAGAAAUGCUAUCAAUGUUUUGAGUGUGAUAAAAGUUUUUAUAAAAAUUCUGACUUCAUUAUUCAUCAGCGACUCCACACAGGAGAGAAACCUUAUCAUUGUGCCAACUGUGGGAAAAACUUCAGUCGGAACUCACAUCUCAUUCGGCAUAGAAAGAUCCACAUACGAGAGAACUUAUAUAGCUCAUAGGGCAGUUCUCAGUAUUUUGGCUGUGUUUAACAUCUUUGGGGACUAGUGCACCACAUAACAAUUUUUGGCAAGACUUGGGCCCUCCCGAGGGGGAGAAAAGUGAUAGUAUUGCAGCAUUUACAGUGUUGUGUUUUAAUCUAAAUUUUUUAGCUUGGGGUUUUUUUUUGUGUGUGAUGGUUUUACUAUUUGAAGUGCUUGAAAAAAAAGUAUUUAUGAAACUAGGUAGGUGAAAUUUUGUAAUAAAAAGACCAGAUGUUAGAGUUGAUUCUGAAAUGAGCAACAUUAAAAUGUACUAAGGUUACUAAGCAUAGGAGACAUCCUUUAUCCUUUGUAUAAACUCAAGCUAUUUCCAAGAUUGCACUUUUAUUCUCACUUCAAACAGGAAUAUAUUUCAUUAGAGUUCAGAGUCACUAAAACACAAAAACAAAAACAUAAAAUGUAAAGGUUUUUUUUUAAAAAAGCAAAAGCUAGGUGUGAGUUCUAUUUGCCAAGCUGAAGUUAUAUUACUUGUUGCAACCUCAUUAGUAUCAUCCAACUCUUCCUCAGUGCUUUUACAUCCUCAAUAAACCUCUUUUGUUUGACUAA